Messenger RNA from Monopterus albus (swamp eel), 403 nucleotides. RefSeq names its product dpy-30 histone methyltransferase complex regulatory subunit (gene dpy30). The record is from RefSeq and is a predicted model, not a curated record. Lineage: Eukaryota; Metazoa; Chordata; Actinopteri; Synbranchiformes; Synbranchidae. The transcript has 5 exons. The annotation marks the transcript as partial.
AUUCCAGUGGCCCCGCUCCAUGUGUCUGUUACGGGACGAGCCGCUAACCACGCCGCCUGUGCGCAAUGUCCUUCAAUAACUCUUUGUACGUAGCAUUAAGUCAGAAUCGACGUACGUCAGAUAUUUUGCGUAAACAUCCACAACAAACAUGGCGGACGAUCACACAGAUGCGGAUCAGUCCAUGGAGGGACACACACCUGUGUCUGAAAACCCUCACGCAGAGUACGGCCUGACGGACAACAUCCAGAGGACGGUGGAAAACGAGAAGGCGAGCGCAGAGAAGAUCUCAAAGCAGAAAGUGGAUCUGCAGGCACUGCCGACCAGAGCGUACCUGGACCAGACGGUGGUCCCAAUCCUGCUGCAGGGCCUGUCGGUGCUCGCCAAAGAGAGACCUCCAAACCCC